GAGAGAGAGAGAGAGAGAAAUGGGGGUGGGGGAACAUAGGGGGAGUGAAAUCAGAUGAGAGGACAGAAGACCAUUUCUGGUCGUGGAUUAUAGUUCUUCAAGUGGGAACUCUAGAUCUCUGUGGAUUCCGGUUCUGCUUUUAGUUAUCAUCAAAGCACGGCGAGACCAAAGUGGAACCAUUGAGAGAAUCUGUGAAUCUACGAGGACGAGAAAUGAAGAGCCAAGCCUUUCCCCAGUCAGUAGACCAAGGGUUCUCUCAAAGGAAAACCCGACCUGUUCGUUUAAGGAAUGAAUUUGUCCGCGUGGGACUUGCCGAAUGUCUCUCCACGUAUGUUAUGAUGGUUUUUGGCCUUGGUUCUGUGGCCCAGGUUGUGACAGGACAAGGAGCUUUUGGCCAUUACAUCAGCAUAAACUUGGGCUUUGGGCUGGGUGUUGCAAUGGGCAUCCACGUCGGAGGAAAAGUUUCAGGAGCUCACAUGAACGCUGCGGUGUCCUUCGCCAUGUGCGUGUUUGGCCGCCUCGCGUGGAAGAUGCUCCCCCUUUAUGUCUUCUCACAGCUGGUGGGCUCCUUUUUGGCCGCUGGGACGGUUUAUGGCGUGUACUAUGAGGCCAUACAUGACUACUGUGGGGGAAACCUGACUGUAACUGGUGUCAAGGCCACUGCUGGUAUCUUUGCCACCUACCCUGCACCAUACCUGUCCUUGUUGGGGGGAUUCAUUGAUCAGGUCUUUGGCACAGCUAUGCUGCUGCUGUGUCUGGUGGCUCUGUCUGACCAGAGGAACAAACCGGCAGCAGCAGGCAAUGAGCCUGCCAUCGUGGGUCUCCUGGUGCUUCUCAUCGGCAUUUCUCUGGGCAGCAACAGUGGAUACGCGAUAAACCCCACCAGAGACAUCGGACCGAGGCUCUUCACUGCGAUGGCAGGCUGGGGGGCUGACGUGUUUAGGUCAGGAAAUGGUUGGUGGUGGGUGCCUAUUGUUGCCCCAACAAUUGGAGGUGUGCUGGGUGCGGGGCUUUAUAAAGUCUUGGUGGAACUUCACCACCCUCCAAUCUCUGACACAUGCACUGGGUUAGAGCGGCUAGAAGAGACUGCGUCGAUAGAAAAACAAAAGUUUGACUGUGAUGUAUGUGUAUGAGCCCCCCCAAGAAGCUGUUUGCACAGUUGAAACAUUCCAAGAUUGCUUUGACAUGAGGAUCGACAAAGAAAGUCUCAAAUACGGGUUACACUUGUGCUGUGGCAUGCAAUUUUAAGAGGAAUCUGCAAUAUUGGUUACUCAGUUACAGUAAUUAGGAGGUGCUUAGAAAUGAUACACUAACAAUGUAUAACAGCAACAAUAGCCAAGGUUACUAACCUACUUAAAUGCAAAUCCUUGCCAUCCUGUUUAUAGAUGUUGGCUAUGUUCACACUGCUAGGUCGGAUGUCCAAACCGGAUUUUCUUUUGUCAAAUCCGAUCUUUUUAGUGGCCGUUUAUAUUACAAAAAACAAAGGCGAUUUCUAAUGUGAAUGCAAUCUGACCCGCAUGCAGACAUGAUGUCGCACACACUGCAGUGUUUACGCAAGUAAACAUGGCUUCAUUUCUAGUCAGUCUCAGUACUGGCGCAUUUGUGGCAAUUUUGAGGCGUUUGUGCAACAAAACUCCACAAUUAUUGUGCGUAGAAGAUUUAAAAAGGAAGAGGACAAGUAUUUUGGCUCGGGCAGUUUUACAGGAUAUUUUGCUUCCAUGUCUGCUUGAGGUGCGUGUCUGUGGGCGAGCAGUCGGAGACAGGAGUUCCUAAAACAUAUUAUUUUCACCUCUUUUCUGCACCGUUGUCAACUAUUCUAUUUUGACGAAUAAUUAUGCCGCUUAUGGCUUUUUGAUGACGUUCAGGUCGGAUGAAUGCAACCUGGGUGCAGGAGCGUUCACAUUGGGGACGCAUCGCAUACUGUAUAUCCCAUUUAUGGCCACUUACGAAAGAGGACUGGGUCGGAUAUGAAAAAUUUGGAAUGGCACGGACAUUAAAAUAUCCGACAUGUGUCGCAUAUGGGCAAAAAAAACGGAAUUGACCUGCAGUGUGAACAAGGCAAGGCAGUGGCCCGCAAGAUGUCAUGAGUUUAAUAAGGAAUUUUACACAAAGGGAGACUUCAUUUAUUUCAAUAGUCUGACAAUUUUGAUGCUGCUAUUAUGUCACCAUCUAGUGGACAUUUACUUAUAUGACGCAAUGCAAACAACCCUCCCUAGUCAUGGUCCAGUUUUUUUUAAUAAAUAAUCCAACCAACACAAAAUGUCAACAAGCAUGGUCACACAGCCUGCUCACUGAACUUUGUGGAUAUUAUAAAAAACGUCCAUGAAAAAAAAUUCUAAAUUACACCCAUUUAAAUCCAUUACAAAGCAUGAUGGGAAAAAUGCAAAACACACUGAUCCAUGUUUGGCGCAUUUUAAGCUGAUUGAUUUCAAAACUUUAAGGAGGUUGUCACGGAAGUAAACAAGGCAGAAAACAAACUUUCACAUACUCUU
Messenger RNA from Entelurus aequoreus (snake pipefish), 2492 nucleotides. RefSeq names its product aquaporin 7 (gene aqp7). The transcript is spliced from 6 exons. Gene Ontology annotation, cellular component: basolateral plasma membrane; plasma membrane. Lineage: Eukaryota; Metazoa; Chordata; Actinopteri; Syngnathiformes; Syngnathidae. The coding region runs from base 213 to 1133 and encodes 306 amino acids. Gene Ontology annotation, molecular function: water channel activity; glycerol channel activity; urea transmembrane transporter activity. Gene Ontology annotation, biological process: glycerol transmembrane transport; water transport. The record is from RefSeq and is a predicted model, not a curated record.